Molecule: messenger RNA, 1475 nt
Organism: Copidosoma floridanum
Lineage: Eukaryota; Metazoa; Arthropoda; Insecta; Hymenoptera; Encyrtidae
Gene: Tmem43
Product: Transmembrane protein 43
Biological process (GO): lipid metabolic process; nuclear membrane organization
Cellular component (GO): nuclear inner membrane
Source: RefSeq, a predicted model, not a curated record
UUGUUUUGAUUUUCUUUGAUCCUCUAAUAAUUCAAUAUUCUCAAAAAGGUUAUAAUUUUCAAAAUCAUAAAAUUUUGAGGUAUUAAAUAAGUAAAUGAAUUUGCUGUAUUUAGUAAUCAAAUAAUCCCAAUCGCUGUGAAAGUAACUGAACAGUAAGAUGUACAGAUCCAUACAAAAUGGUCAGCAACAAAGAAACAAUGCUGGUGCAGCGAUGUACCGAAAUCGCAUGAAUGGCAGACAACAGGAACGCAUUCAUCAACCAGACCCGGAUGUUGACUUGGCUAAGGCAACAAUAAUGGAACAGUUCAAAGAAUCCUGGCUCACAGCAAUCAUUGGAUUCAUAUUGUUUGCUACAGGAAUGUGCUUAUUUGUAUGGAACGAGGGUAGAGCAGUGAAAAUGGCUUAUUCGUUGGAUGAAGCUUUGAAUAACAUUGCUGUCAUUCAAAGCGAUUUGAAGCCAAUGUCUGAAUUUGAAAAUCGCUUGGCCUAUCUAUCUGGACCCUUGUCGGUGUCAGAACCACUGACAGAGCCUGAUUACAAUAUCAUGAUCACUUGUGUCAAAUUAAAAAGAAAGGCCCAAAUGUAUCAGUGGGUAGAAAUAGAAGAGGACCAAAAUUUUCCUGGCUCAACUGAACCAGUGAAGCACUAUUAUUACACAACAGAGUGGAAGGACAAGUUGAUCGACCACAACGACUUUUAUAUCAAACACGGUCAUGAAAAUCCAACAGACAUGCUGAUCAAGAGUCAGGUGCAGAUAGCCAUGGACGCGAGAAUAGGCAAUUUUGGGCUCAGUGACGAUCUCAAGGACAAAUUCAAUGAUUUUGUGGGAGUGACGAGUGACGAGAGGCCCGAGCGUCCUGAUAUCAAAAUGCAUGCUGGAAUUUAUUACCACAGCUCGGAUUUGUGGGUGCCAAAAGUCGGGGAUAUCAGAGUACUAAUUUCCUAUGCUGGAAAAGCUGGUGAUCACUAUUCUGUCGUUGGAAGGCUAGUUAAUGGAGUUAUAGAACCGUACGUAACUUCGCACGGCCAUGAGAUUUUACUGUUAAGAAAAGGUGAAAUUUCAGUUAAUCAGAUGUUCCAUUUGGAACACGUUGAUAAUUAUUGGAGAACGUGGGCAAUAAGAGGAUUGGGCUGGCUCGUAAUGUUCCUGGCCGCGACAUGUCUUGCUAACAUCUUGAAGAUCAUUAUAGUGAACUCUAAUGUCUUGUGUGGUAUAAUAGCUGUGGAGUCUCUUACCAUGUCGGUGUCAAUAUCCCUAAGUCUUCUAGUCAUUGGUUUUGCGUGGGUUUGGUAUAGACCAGUUAUUGGUCUAGGAUUAGCUUUAACAUCCGUCUUACCAUUUAUAUACUCAACAAUGGGAUCAGAUGCAACGGUUCCACCAGCUCAACAACAGAGGGAUUACAGGAGGCUUUAAGAUUUUCUCACAUAUUUUGUAGAUUUUUCAUGUUAAAUAAAUAUUAUUUAUUGUAUGUUUA